Molecule: messenger RNA, 1469 nt
Organism: Hydractinia symbiolongicarpus
Lineage: Eukaryota; Metazoa; Cnidaria; Hydrozoa; Anthoathecata; Hydractiniidae
Product: tyramine receptor Ser-2-like
Exons: 2
Coding region: 149-1387 (412 amino acids)
Biological process (GO): G protein-coupled receptor signaling pathway
Cellular component (GO): membrane
Molecular function (GO): G protein-coupled receptor activity
Source: RefSeq, a predicted model, not a curated record
CCUCAUUCGUGUUUUCAUGAAGAAGGAAGGAACAAAACUUUUGCAGCGCUUCACUUUAAAAAUUGGGAAUUCAAAGGUAAACAGCAUCAAAGAGAGAGAGUAAAGACACAUCAAACUUGUACAAGAUAGCAUGUGAAAGUUUCUUGUAAUGAACGUCAGCUUGAAUCAAACCAGUUAUGCUUUUCUUCCAACAUUUCAAAAGUUAGAGCUUCCUGUUACUGAAGUUAUUCCAGAAUGGUUUACCAUCGCAUUCGCUUCAAUCAACGGAGGAGGGUUCUGCUUAAACGUUCUCUCCUUAUGGUUGUUAGCUACGCGUAGAUUUGUGUACAGAUGUAAAAUUAACGCGUUUAUCGUAUCGCUUUGCUUAUCGGAUCUUCUCGUGGCUUUAUCGAGUUUUUAUUUUCUCGGAACCAUUACCUCAAAUAAUAUCAGUCAAUUUUCAAAACGCGUUGCCACGAUUAUAUUUAGUUUCGCGCUAGAAACAUCACUGAUGAGUUUAUGUUGUCUGAGUUUCGACAGACUUACCGCAAUACGCAAACCUUUUCGAUAUACCGAAAUUUUAUCGAAAAGACGAGUAAUCGUUAUUAUCUUUUUGGGAUGGUUGUUCUGCUUGUGUUUACUAGCGAUACAAUUCGUGUUUGGUUUCAUAUACAAACACGAACGAUACGUUUAUUUCAACUGGAUUGUAUUUACAUCACUCUCGCUAAUCUCGAUAACAUUCUUAGCGUUAGUUUACGUGUACUUGAUUUACGAAAUCCAUAGACAUUCGACGCACAUCAAAUCACAUUCAAUUUCCGCGGUAAGGGAGGAAUACAUUUCUGAUUAUUCAAGCGAUAUCAGUAAAGAUCCAAUCAAUUGCGACCAUAUGACGGACGUAACAUUCGCAACAACCAGUAGCGAACAAUCUCGUUUCGUCCAACAACAACAACGACAAAAUAUCGACCCGUUAAUAAAGCAUCCCAAAGAACAUAGAAAGAGUAUAGAAAAAAGCAAAAGUACUGAUUUGGUGCGUGCAGCCUUAGCAAACACAAGAAAUUCGACUCGAAGUUCGGGCGAACGAAGACGACUGUCAGCACGUGGACAAUUAAUCAAGAGAGAAAGAAAAUCCGUUUUUCUUUGCUUGUGUAUCGUCUUUGUUUUUGCCGCAAGCUGGCUGCCGGUUACCGUAUUUUUUGUCCGAUGUUUGAUCGCUCACUCGUGCGAGAAGGAUGACGCAUUGUUGUUCGUUUGUUCUUGUUUAGUUUCGAUGAAUGCUUUGCUCGACCCUAUUCUUUAUUUUAUCAUCAAACGCGAAUUCCGAGAAUUUUUGUUCGGUAAAGUUUGUAAAAGUACGUCCAGAAGAAACAGUGGUGAUAGCAGACGUGGAAGCAGUGGAAAUUUUAUUUAAUAACAAAUAGAAAUUUUAUUUAUUUUUAUUUCUCUGAAAUACUAUUUCUUUUUAUAUAUAAUGAAUUAAAAUGAAAAAUAAA